This is a messenger RNA of Zea mays, 2721 nucleotides long. RefSeq names its product Embryogenesis transmembrane protein-like. The record is from RefSeq and is a predicted model, not a curated record. Bases 57 to 2522 code for a protein of 821 amino acids. Gene Ontology annotation, cellular component: membrane. The transcript has 2 exons. NCBI's taxonomy places the organism in Eukaryota, Viridiplantae, Streptophyta, Magnoliopsida, Poales, Poaceae.
GCGCGCACCUAGCUGCUGACCACCACCAACACGCGCGCGGUCAGGACAGGAGGACAAUGGCGGGCAGCGAGUCGUCAAUGGAGUACCAGCUGAAGAAGUACCUACUGCUGCUGGCCACGCUGGUUGCGACGGUGACCUACGCGGCGGGACUGAACCCGCCGGGGGGCUCGUGGCUGGAGGACGACAGAGCGGCGGGAGAGCUGGCCGGCGACUCCAUCCUCCGGGACACUAACUACGUGCGCUACAUCAUCUUCUACUGCUUCAACGCCGUCUCCUUCGCCGCGUCGCUCGUGGUCAGCCUGCUCCUCCUGCUGCUGCACAGGGACGCCGCGGCGAGCCUGCUCAAGCUCACGCGGGCGGUGAUGGUCGUCGACCUGCUCGCCCUCAUGGGCGCCUACGCCGCCGGCACCAGCCACGACCGGUUCACCACCGUCUGCGCCUCCGUCCUCGUCAUCGCCACCGCCGUCUACGUGAUCGUCGCCGUCCCGAGGUUCAGCAUCAGCACCAGCGCCAGCGCCCAAACGGAACAGCCGCAGCCACCGUCGCCCGGCGACCUGGAGAAGCACGAGAUCCUGAUGGUGCUCGCCGUCUUCGUCGCCACCGUCGCCUACGUCGCCGGGCUCAACCCGCCCGGGGGAUUCUGGCGGACCACCCUGCUGGACGCCAACGGCCGACUCCGCCACACCGCCGGCGACCCGGUGCUCCAGGCGCUCCACCCCAUCCGCUACAAGUUCUUCUUCUUCAGCAACUCCACCGCCUUCAUCGCGUCCCUGCUGGCCAUCACCUUCACCGUGCACUACGAGAAGCUCAAGCUCAAGUCCAUCAGGGUCCCCCUCUAUGGCCUCGUCGUCGUGGCCAUCUUGGGCAUCGGGGGCGCCUACGCCGCCGGCAGCUGCAGGGACAGCAAGCACACCAUCUACGUUCUCUGCCUAGUCGUCGCAGUCCUUCUCUGCAUCUUCCUCCAGUGGUUUCUUGUGGGCUCCGCUUUCCAGCUUCCUUGCUAUGGCACUGGUCCAACUACCAGGAAGGGUAGUGGCAAAGGUAUAGACGACGACGAUGAUCUGGACAAGAUUCGUGAAUUCAUUCAGCUGCUUGUCAUUCUUGCGGCGACCGUUGCCUACCAAGCCGGUGUCGAUCCGCCAGGGGGCGUCUGGGCAGAGAACGGGGAAGGCCACAGCGCAGGGGACCCAAUAUUCCUGACGACGCAUCCAGGGCGGUUCAAGGUCUUCUUCUACUUCAACUCGGCGGCCUUCGUGGCAUCCCUGGUCAUCAUGGUGAUGCUGCAGAACGAGUUCCUCGUCAGGCGCCACGCGCUGGAGGCGGUGAUGAUACUGGAUCUGUUUUGCCUCAUAGGCGCGUACGCUGCCGGGAGCUGCAGGGACACCAGCACCUCCAUCUACAUGCUCGCCAUGGCUGGCGGUGUCCUUGUCUACGUGGUCAUCCACAUCGUCUUCUUCACGCUAGACCCCAACAGAGAAAAGGAUAACAACAAGGCCGAUGAUGAAGGAAACGCCACGAACAGUGAGCAAGAGAAGAAGAGAAAGAAGGAUCGGCUAGAGAAGAAGCGUGAGGUGCUGCUGCUCCUUGCGAUCCUGGCUGCGACACUGACCUACCAGGCCGGGCUGACCCCGCCCGGCGGCUUGUGGGAGAACGACAGGUUUGGGCACCGCGCCGGCUUCCCCGUCCUCCAGGACAAGUACCCUCGCCGCUACAAGGCAUUCCUCUACUGCAACACGGCGAGCUUCAUGGCAUCCGUGGCCCUCAUCGUGCUCCUUCUCAACCCUAACCUGUACGGGCCAGGCAUCAAUUGCUACGCGCUCUUUGUCUGCAUGGUGGCGGGCAUGUUCAGCCUCAUCGGCGCCUACGCUGCUGGAAGCUCCCUGCACCUGCGGACCUCCAUCGUCCUCUUACUGCUGGUUCUUGCGGUUUUUGCGGCCGUGUUAUACGUGACCAUCAAGCACCGUCGUCACGCCAGGGAAAACAAAGAUUCAUCAUCACCUGCUGAUCGUCAAGAACAAAAACCCAGGAAACCCUCGGGAGCGGCGGCCAUGUACCUGAUGCUGGUAGGAAUACUGGCCGCGAGCGUCACCUACCUGACGGGCCUGAAGCCGCCCGGUGGCCUGUGGAUGGAGGACGACGGCGACGGGCACUCCGCUGGGAACCCGGUGCUCUACGACAUCGACAAGCACCGGUACAACGCCUUCUUCUACAACAACUCCGUCUCUUUCAUGGCCUCCGUCACUGUCAUCGUGCUGCUGCUUCCGAGGAUGCUGCGCGACAAUGACGACGAGAGGAACAAGCGGCCCCUUUGGCCGAUGCACACUGCCAUGUUCCUCGGCAUGCUCGCGCUCCUCGGAGCCUACGCGGCUGGCAGCGCUCGGGACUGGUGCACGUCCAAGAACGUCAUCCUGCUCCUCCUGCCUAUAGUGGGCUUCGUUGCACUCCUCUUCUUCUGGAAGAAAGGGAAAGCAAGUGAGGGCACCCAGCAUGGCCAGAGUGCACGCCUACCUAGCAGUACAUGACUUGAAGCAAACACAACAGACGUGCCACAACUUUUGUUUCUGUAGGAGUCAUCAGUUUGCUCCAAUAUGCCAAUUUGUAUUAAUUCCUUAUUAUUGCUGCGUAUAUAUCUCACAAUACUGAAUACAGAACUUAAUUUGCAUAUCUUAUUAUAUGUACCAAAACAUCACAUAUAUAUCAAGUUAUAUAUUUGUUGAUAUA